This is a messenger RNA of Cooperia oncophora, 642 nucleotides long. The record is from the annotation of a GenBank genome assembly. Lineage: Eukaryota; Metazoa; Nematoda; Chromadorea; Rhabditida; Trichostrongylidae.
AUGCAUGAACCUGAUCUCACUGAUCCAAAGAAACUGGCACUUCAUAAACUGUACAGACCGAAAAGAGUCACUCCAAAUGAGAGGGGGUAUCAACUUCUCAAUACUCCUCGCAUAAACAAGGGCAUGGCAUUCUCCUUGUACGAACGUCAACAUCUUGGAAUUCAUGGACUAUUGCCGCCGGCCUUUAUGACUCAAGAGCAGCAGGUAUAUCGUAUGAUGAUGAGAAUCCGAGAGCAAAAGGACAACUUUGUCGAAUGUCGCAAUGAAAAGUUGUUCUAUCGAAUUCUAAGUGAAAACGUCAGGGAAUUGAUGCCUAUCGUUUAUACUCCUACAGUCGGUUUGGCUUGUCAAGAAUUCGGACACAAUUACAGGCAUCCAAAGGGGCUCUAUAUAACCAUUAAUGACAACAGUAUUAGCAAAAUCUAUCAAAUUUUAUUAGCCAUAGUAGUGACUGAUGGUGAACGAAUUCUUGGUCUCGGUGAUCUCGGUGCCCAUGGUAUGGGAAUCCCAGUUGGUAAAUUAGGUCUCUAUGUGGCUCUGGGAGGAGUUCAACCUAGCUGGUGUCUUCCGGUUGUUCUCGACGUUGGCACUAACAAUCAGGUAUGGUUUCUAUUAUAUUUUUCAUGCAUGCAGAUGACUUGA